CCGGUGCUUUGGUGGAGUUUGACGUGGCACUCUACAUACACUGAGGGCAAUAGGCGUUGAAGAGGACUCUGCCCAAUAUCCAGGUUGUCAAAACUCAUUCAUCCUGGUAUGAAAAGGCAGUGAAAUCCCAUCAAAAUGAGUCAACAGAGUUAUGUUGCUGCACCCCCGUACUCCCAGGCCCAGCCAGGGAUGGGGGGCUACCAAGGUGGAUUUGGAGCUGGUCCUCCACAGCCCCUCUAUGGGCACUAUGGUGGACCGCCUCAGGCAUUCGCCGCUCCACCAGCAGGUAUGACGAAAUCACCAGUUUCCUCUGCUGCCGGUAUGCCUCCACCUCCAGCGUCCAAUCAGUACAAUCCAAAUGUCCAGCAGAAUGGCGCACAUCCACAAAGAUACCCUGCUCCACCAGCUGCUUCUGCAUAUGGACAACCUCUACAGUCCCCAUACAACAGCAUGGCUUCUAUGGCCCCGCCUCCAGCACAGCAGCUCACCAAUCAGAUGAGUUCCAUGAACUUGGGCAACUAUGCCCCAGGUCCCAUGCAGAGCCCACCUACUCCAACAAGCUCUGUAGCCCAGCAGCCUUUCCAAACUUCCCUUCCUCCAGGAAUGGGCCAGCCACAGAUGCCUCCAGGCCCGCAGUCACCCCACAUGUCCCCCCAGAUGUCUCCACCACAGUCACCCUUAGCAAGCAUGCCGAUGGCAGGUCCACCGAUGGCAGGUCAACAGAUGGCAGGUCAACAGAUGGCAGGCCCACCGAUGGCAGGCAUGGGUAGACCCUUCCCCGGGCCACCUCCUUCAGGCCCCGGAGCUUUCCAGCAGCCUGGUCCCGGAGCUUUCCAGCAGCCUGGUCCCGGAGCUUUCCAGCAGCCUGGUCCCGGAGCUUUCCAGCAGCCUGGUCCCGGAGCUGCUGGUCCACCAGGAUACCCACAGCAAGCAGGUCAGUUUGGGGGACUCAUGACUGGGCCCCAACCAGGCAUGCCAGGGGGCUUCCCUGGCGCACCAGGCGGACUGGCUGGACCACCUCAAAAGAAACUGGACCCUGACUCUAUCCCCAGCAUAACUCAAGUCAUCGAGGAUGACCAAGUAAAACGAGGGGGACAAGUCUACAGCACAAACAUCAGAGGACAGGUUCCACCUCUGGUCACCACCGACUUCACAGUACAGGACCAAGGCAAUGCCAGUCCCAGGUUCAUGCGCUGCACCACCUACUCCCUGCCCUGCACUGCCGAUCUGGCCAAACAGUGCCAAGUGCCCCUGGCCUGCAUCGUAAAACCCUUUGCCAAUUUGCCAAAGAACGAGACUCCUCUAUAUGUUGUGAACCAUGGUGAGACGGGCCCAAUCCGCUGCAAUCGAUGCAAGGCCUACAUGUGUCCCUACAUGCAGUUCAUUGAUGGGGGGCGUCGCUACCAGUGUGGUUUCUGCAACUGUGUCAAUGAAGUGCCGGUCUUCUAUUUCCAACAUCUGGACCACAUGGGCCGGAGGGUGGACUUCUAUGAGAGGCCUGAGCUGUCCCUGGGAUCCUACGAAUUUGUAGCCACCCUGGACUACUGCAAGAACAACAAGCCUCCGAAUCCUCCUGCCUACAUCUUUAUGAUCGACGUGUCCUAUAACAACAUUAAAAGUGGACUGGUCAAGCUGAUAUGUGAUGAGCUGAAGACUCUACUGGAGAAUCUGCCCAGUGAGGAAGGUAUGGAGUGCUCCGCCAUCAAGGUUGGCUUUGUCACCUACAACAAGGUCCUCCACUUCUACAACGUGAAGAGCGCUCUGGCCCAGCCCCAGAUGAUGGUGGUUUCAGACACAGCGGAGAUGUUUGUUCCGCUGCUCGAUGGCUUCCUCGUCAACUAUCAGGACUCGAGGGCCGUCAUCUACAACCUCCUGGACCAAAUCCCUGAUAUGUUUGCAGACACCAACGAGAGUGAAACGGUCUUUGUUCCCGUCAUCCAGGCCGGCGUGGAGGCAUUCAAGGCAGCAGAAUGUAGCGGAAAGCUCUUCAUCUUCCAGUCCUCCAUGCCCACUGCUGAGGCUCCUGGCAAACUGAAGAACAGGGAUGACAAAAAGCUGGUCAACACCGACAAAGAGAAAACCCUGUUCCAGCCUCAGAAAGGAGUGUAUGAGCAGCUGUCUAAGGAGUGUGUGGCACAGGGCUGCUGUGUGGAUCUCUUCCUCUUUCCAAGCCAGUACAUGGACAUUGCAACUAUGGCAGAUGUGCCCUCGCACACCGGAGGCUCCGUCUACAAGUACAACAACUUCCAGGUGGAGAUCGACGGGGAGCAUUUCCUGAGAGACCUCAGAAAAGACGUGCAGAAGAGCAUCGGAUUUGAUGCCAUCAUGCGUGUUCGUACCAGUACAGGUUUCAGAGCCACAGAGUUCUUUGGUGCCGUCCAUAUGAACAACACCACAGAUAUCGAGAUGGCAGCUGUGGAUUGUGAUAAGGCACUGACCGUAGAGUUCAAACAUGACGACACGCUCAGUGAGGAGACUGGGGCUCUAAUGCAGUGUGCCUUGCUGUACACCACCAUCAAUGGACAGCGACGUCUCCGCGUCCACAACCUCAGUCUGAACUGCAGCUUGCAGUUGUCGGAGUUGUACAAGAGCUGCGAGACCGACUCACUCAUCAACUUCUUUGCUAAAUCAGCUUGCCGUGCCAUGUUGAACCAGCCUCUGAAGAGUGUGAGGGAGAUCCUGGUCAACCAGACAGCCCACAUGCUGGCCUGCUACAGGAAGAACUGUGCCAGCCCCUCCGCUGCCAGCCAGCUGAUCCUGCCUGAUGCCAUGAAGGUGUUUCCGGUCUACAUGAACAGCCUGAUGAAAACUGCUCCCAUGGUCGGCAGCACAGAGCUCUCAACAGAUGACAGAGCCCAUCAAAGGCUGUUGAUCAUGGGCAUGGGGGUGGAGGACACACGGCUGCUGCUCUACCCACGCCUCACUCCACUGCACAACAUGGACGUUAGCACCGAGACUGUGCCUGCUCCAGUGCGCUGCUCGGAGGAGCGUCUGACAGACGCUGGCAUGUUCCUGCUGGAGAACGGCCACUCCAUGUUUCUGUGGCUGGGCCAAGCGAUCCCUCCAGAUCUCAUCCAGAGCAUCUUCAACCUGCCCUCCCUCGCCCACCUGCAAGGACACGUGUGUGCGCUGCCAGAACUGGACAACCCAUUGUCAAACAAGGUCCGAUCCAUCAUCAAUGGCCUGAUCGAAGAGAGGCCGAAUUCUAUGAAGCUCCAUAUCGUGAGGCAGAAAGACAAACCGGAGAUGGUGUUCCGUCAGUUCCUGGUGGAGGAUAAAGGCCUGCACGGGGGAGCUUCCUACAUGGACUUCCUUUGCUACGUUCACAGAGAAAUCAGGCAGCUGCUCACCUAACCACCACCCCGACGCUUGGCCUCAGUGUCGACUGGCCUGGGAGGAACACGCCAUGGACCAUGCACAAACCUCACAGGGUCAGUCUCAGUUGGCUCAAUCGUAAGGAUGGUCCACAGAAAGAAACUUUCUAAGUGUUUCACAAAGACAGAGGAAGAAAACAGGAAGCAGGGAGAGCCUUUUGAGAUUUAUCCUUGAGUCCACAGCUGCCUUUCCAACAUGCUUUUGUCCCCCUUAAGUGUACACACAGUAUGAUCUUCAAAUAGCCACUUGUCACUUGAAGAACGUCUAAGUAAGACAUGGACAACACAUCCAGCAUUUCCCGCACAGAUACUUUGUGUGAUGAACUGUGGAGACUGGAAUGAGAUCAGUGUCUGAGGCUGUAAUGCAUUUUGGCAUAAAGCCCAUGGGCAUAAGCAAUACACCCCAUAUCUCCACAGGGCAGUCGAUUGACUUUGUAGAUGUACAGGCUCAGACAAGAGGUUAUUUGUGGGCAAUACUGUAGAUGUUCACUUUGGAACUCAAUAAAGCUGGCCAGUCUUUGUUAUACAUGAGUCUCAAUAACUCAAUUUAAAAUCUUAAUAUCUUUUUUUAAACAAGUACAGAAAUUGUACCAUAUUUAAAUGACUUAUAGAGGCUUCCACAUUCAUAUGCGAAAUUGACUCAAAUAAGCUUACACACAAGUAGUGCAUCGACAGCAUCAGGUUAUUCAUAAUCUAGCAGAAACAUCGCAGCAGCUGCCAGGACUGAAAAUAAUUCCUGUCAUCACGCCAUGAGUGAUCCAAAGCAUUCGAGUCGCACAUAACCCCCCCCCCCCCCCCAAAACUAAACAAAGAUUUGGAUUUUCUGACCAUUUAUAGCAGAGACUCGGUCUCUGUGACGCAGAAAACAGUUUGGUGUUCUACUGUGAAAUGAUCACAGCUGUUUACAUAGAGAGCAAGGACAAACUCGCAUGUCCUGAUGAAAAAUUACACUUUCGCGAGUCAGAAUUUAAAAAGGGAUGCAUAAGGGAACGGAUUUCUAAUGAUGCCGUGAGCGAGAGACAUCAGCGGAAAGCAGUUUAGGGACCAAAUAUAAAGCUUCUCCUUAAAACUGCCACAAAAAAAUAAUGUUGGGAGUGAUUCACUUUGGGAAAUACUUUCCAGCAAGCUCCAACAAUGCCAUAUUAUGACAAUACAACCACCAGUCACUAUUGGACUAUCAGAUCUGUGUCUGCUCACUCUUCAACCCAAAUUCAGUCAAAUCUUUUUACACUAAUAAAUAUAAUCUGCAUCAUUUUCCAUAAUAUUUAACAUUCGAGUCUUGUGUACAGCAAUAGCAUCGUACUGCAUUGCUGGUUUUUAUUGAUGAUUGUAACUCGUGUCUGCAUUUGAUAUACAUUGUACGAUUCUUUGUGCGUGUGUGAGGCUCAAAGUAUUUUUGUACAUGAAAUACACGUGUUUUUUCAAAAUAUUGCCAUCUGCCUUAAGUUGAUAUGAUAGUUGUAAAAACAUACACGAAAGUAUAUGUCUGAGAUGUCUUUGGCUGAUUUCAAUCGUUUUAGUUUGUAUGCAAACUGAUCUCAGGUAAUUUGGGUACCUUAUUAAAGUUGGAAGAAGUGAUUUCAAUAUAACUGGAAAGAUGGCCGGUUGUUUUUUUUUUUUUUAGCAUCAGUACCGAUGGACGUCAAUGGGUUUGGUCUGCCAUGUAUAUUUUUUCCAAACCCUUAACGAUGUUUUGCUUGUACAGUACAGAAAAUUCAGCCGAUUAAGAAUUUCUUUAAGAACAUGUUUGUCAAAAUAUUAAAACACAGAAAACCCACCAGGUGACAUGUAUGUUGAUUUCAAAAAAAAUAUAUUCAAUGUGAAAUUGAAUUGACAUAAUUCAACGCAAGCUAGAAUUACAGUCUGUAUUGAAGGUAGCACUAAUCAAAAUGUACACAUUCAGUCUGCUGAUUGGUGGUCACGUUCCUAUAAGUGAGAAAUCUACUGUGCAGCAUAAAAUUACACAAAAAUGACUCCAGACACAAGUACAAGGACACGAGAAUCAAUACACACACACACAGCCAAUAAUAUUCAUUUUGUUUCUUAUUUCAUUAACCUUAAUCCAGUCCAGGGGGCAAAAGGUAUUUUUGUACCAGUGUGUGUUAUCCACUUGCCACCAUGAGGGGGCGUCACAUGAAUAUUAUGCUUUUUGAUCCCCAAUGUGAUCUGUUUAUGUUGGACAAUAAAAGUACUUCUUACCA
This is a messenger RNA of Anarrhichthys ocellatus (wolf-eel), 5575 nucleotides long. It is a transcript of the gene sec24d, whose product is annotated as SEC24 homolog D, COPII coat complex component. Gene Ontology annotation, molecular function: zinc ion binding; SNARE binding. Lineage: Eukaryota; Metazoa; Chordata; Actinopteri; Perciformes; Anarhichadidae. The record is from RefSeq and is a predicted model, not a curated record. Gene Ontology annotation, biological process: COPII-coated vesicle cargo loading; endoplasmic reticulum to Golgi vesicle-mediated transport; intracellular protein transport. Gene Ontology annotation, cellular component: COPII vesicle coat; endoplasmic reticulum exit site. Bases 136 to 3354 code for a protein of 1072 amino acids. The transcript is spliced from 23 exons.